CAUAAGGUUUUGCACAAACUUGUUCGAGUGCACGCUGUCAUUAAAGCAAAAAGGGGACGUACUAAAUGCUAAGAAACUGAGAUUUAUGUAAACAUUUCAAAGAUUCUGCUUUUCACUCUAAUUGUUGUCAAUAAUAUAAUUUGUAGUGAAAAUUUUUUGUAUUAAAUUAGAAAAGAAUGCAAAAUAGAAACAUUUUCACUAGUGCUUUCAGACCUUUGGACCCCUCUGUAGUUCCACUUCUGUUAAACUUAAAAUGCUUUCAGUCUCCCUGAUGAAUUAGCGGAUACCUCAGUUAAUCGUCAUGACUUUGCUGCCAUGGGUUCCCUCAGGCUGUGGGGUUAAAGUUAAAUAUUGUAGGUAAAUAUUAGGAUGGCACCACUCACUCAAACACACAGCCUUGACAUAGUUAGCAGCAGCUGUUGGGAGUGGAAAGUCUAGUGAGACUGCGAGCUGCAGGCGGGUUUAGAGCAAAGUCAGCUGGCAUGCUUGCAAUGGAAAAACUAUUCUGCCAGCCUCCCUCUGAACAUUACCUCCAACAAAAUACUUCUGUUAGAUUUGGUGUCCUCCCGGAAGGGUGGAGGUGUUGAUGUCAGUGUCAUCAAAGUGUUCCAAGUUGAAAUUGUGUGAUUUUAUGAGGUAUUGAGGGUGCGUAGCUGGUUCCGUGACCUUUGAGACAUUUCUCAGAAAAGCCUGCAAAGGCUUGUGAUAUUUUUUAUUGCAUUCUUCACAAAGACAUUAGUCUGUUUCAGACCCUUUGUAUUAUACCCCUUUUGUUACGCAGGAUCCAUUUUUCCCCCUGUGUUGUUGCUCUAAGCCAGAUCAGCUAGCAGAAUGUUUGACACUGGUCACUGGGGUGGUUAUGCUCUAGAUAGAACAGAUGCAAUGAACAUUUGAGAUGGUCAGUGACUUAGACCCCGAAGUUUUGUUUCCCCCAAGUCUCUAUUAUAUAAGGCCAGCCCUAAGGAUUUACGUUCCCGCCCAGCUUGUUUUGGUUAGCUGUACAGUGUGUGUGUACAUAUGUGGGUGUGUUUUAUCUCUCUGAAGUAUAUUGACCAGGAAAAGCCUCACCUAUAUUUCCAUGUGGAGACCUCUACAUUGUUGUUGCUCUGAUCUGAAAGUGAAUGUAUUUGUUCACAGGGAUGUAAUAAUUAACAUAUGGAAUCAAAUACAAUGAGGUGUGGCAUUAUAGGAAUGUAAUCAACGACAUGGUGGGUAUACCACAACAAUUGGCCAACUAUUCGAAUUUGAAAUAAUUAAAGAAUGGCAACGUUUUAAAAAUGUUUGUAGUUAUGUUUAAUGCUGUAGAAAAUCAGCUACACAUGAUCGUACCUGUUAUCAUGUACGUUAUAGCAGAUAUUAACAGUCAGGGUUGCAUCAGUGUCUGUUUCAUGAGGCAGUUUUGUCAUGUGGAUGAUCAUAUGCUACAUCACUGAAUAUAUGUGAGAUCUUUGAACCACAUCACACAACCUGGAGCUAUGACAAAUUAUCACUAUUGGGCACUUGAGAAUAUGCCCCAUCAUUGAAAAUACAUGAAUUUUGCAAAAUAUACAGUGGAAUUAUGCCACACUUCCUAUUUGCAUGGCAUGACAUGGUAUUUCGUUGCCUCGCCAUGGCAAAAACUCUGUUGAGAUAUAAAAAAAAUUCCUUUACAAUUUACCAUAAUUUAUAACCUUCAUAUCAGACAAAAUCUGAUAUGAAUCUGAUUAACCCUCUAGGAGAAGUAUUUCUGUAAACCUGCUUUGUGACAAUGUCCACUGUUAACAGCGCUAUAUAAAUAAAAUUCUGACUUGCUGGAUGAGUAGUUACUGUGCUCUUGGAGGAAUUUUGGAAGGUCAGCCACUUUUGGGAAGGUUUGCUACUGUGCAGAGUUUUUCCAUUUGGAGAUAAUGGCUCUCACUGUGGUUCUUUGGAGUCUCAGAUCCUUUGAAAUAGUUUUGUAACCCUUCCCAGACUGAUGUAUUUCAAUCACCUUUUUCCUCAUCAUUUCUGGAAUUUCUUUCAACCUUGGCAUAGUGUGUUUCUGGGUAAGACCUUUUAACCAACUUCAUGCUGUUGAAAAAGUUCUAUUUAAGUGUUGAUUUGAUUGAACAAGGUUUGCAGUAAUCACGCAUGGUUGUGUCUAGGCCAGCCGAACCCCAUUAUGAAUGCCAUUUCAUAGAUUUGGGGAAUUAGUAACUAUGGGGGCAGUACGGGUUACUUUACUUCCUUAACAAGUGCAGACCCGAGUACAAGUUGUGUUCAUAUUCACGGGAAUAGCAGCACAGUUCCAGUGCAACCGAACUCAGACCACCUUCUACACUCCUACUCCUGGGUUCGGUACCAUGAUGUGCUUCCCAGUCCUCAUGGCAGCUUUCACAUUACCAAUUGUUCAUGCAAACUGUGCUCAGUUUCAGACUAAACUGCCAGUGUGAAAAUCCCCUCUGUCGUUCACCUUCACCUCAGCAGCAUCUAAAGCAGGGAUAAAACUGGAGUGAGACAGUGAGUGGGUUCAAAUGAACUCUUCUACCCUGAUAAAGUUAACCCCCUUCUGCUGGGACCCCAGUGUGACACACAGGAAAUAACUGAAUAUAGUCAUCUUCUAAUUAUCUUUCCUACAUGUUAUUCCACUGUGCCUAGUCAAAGUGUGUUUCAAAGAUCUUAGACACUGAAAUUUAUUUUAAUAGAAGUGACAGUCUUUCAACAUGGAAUAUUGAGACAAUCUCUGUUGUGUUAAUAAAGAAAUGAACAUCAUGUCACAAGCAUCCUACAGAAACAUCCUGCAGUAUCUUUAAGGUGUGGCACUGUCUAUAGUCUCCGACCUUCUUCAGGAUGACGGUGAUAGAGACAAUAUUUGUUAGCAUAUUUCAGACUGGAGGCGCCUUCCGUCUUUCACUCUGUCUCAAUCAGUUCCCUCUCCUGGCUCUCCACCUCCACACUAUCUGCAUUCUCAAGCCGGCCAUCUGGAGUCUGCACUGAUGGGACUUAACAGUGCAGCCUGAUAGAGUGAUAAGGCAAGAGGUGUAUGAGUGUGCUUGAAAAUCAAACAUGGCACUACUUAGUCAACUCUGAUACAUCUUCCUACUCAUACAUUCCACACACCGCGUUGUGGUGAUGCAGUCUGGCAAAAAUCCAGGGAUUAAAUCUGACACAGGAAGACAUUUCCUACAUCUUUUUUUUUUUUAAGUGUUGAUUAUUUCUGGCAUGUACUGUAUAUGGCAUAUAUGCGGGAUAUGUAUAACAAUGUGUGUUGUGGAAAAUUAGGAAUAUCCACUAGUUCUUUCUUCUUUGCUGCACCAGAGGAAUGCUUGAUUUUUUUUUUUUUAAUUGCUCAAUGUAUGUGAUUAUUCAUGAGCAGGAAAGGCUUCUGUUUUCACAACUUGAUACAUGUAUCAUGCAAGAAUGACGUUUUUAAAAUGAAUGCACUUCCGUUCAAAUUAAUUUUGUUCAGUCGGACAUCGAUGACCUCCCCUGCCCUAGUCAGUUAUGUUGAAUACAAGGAAGCUGUGUUGUAAGAAUGCAGGAGGAAGCAAGCUGAGAAUGCCUGACACUGUAGUAAAUGGGCAGUUUGCUAUUGUGAAGCGAUGUAAAGAGAAGAGUACAGGUGUAGAGUACGCAGCGAAGUUCAUCAAAAAGCGCCAAAGCAGAGCAAGCAGAAGAGGAGUACGGCGAGAAGAAAUCGAAAGGGAGGUGAACAUUCUACAGCAACUCCAGCACCCCAACAUCAUCUCACUGCAUGACGUCUACGAGAACCGCACCGAUGUGGUGCUCAUCCUGGAACUGGUAUCUGGAGGAGAGCUCUUUGACUUCCUGGCCCAAAAGGAAUCCCUGAGUGAGGAAGAGGCCACUGAGUUUCUUAAACAGAUUCUUGAUGGGGUCCACUACCUGCACUCCAAGAAAAUAGCACAUUUUGAUUUAAAGCCUGAGAAUAUUAUGCUGCUAGACAAAAAUGUCCCACUGCCACGGAUCAAAAUUAUUGACUUUGGCUUGGCACAUAAAAUUGAAGAUGGGGUCGAAUUCAAAAAUAUUUUUGGGACACCAGAAUUUGUGGCUCCAGAAAUAGUCAACUAUGAGCCUCUGGGAUUACCAGCAGACAUGUGGAGUAUCGGUGUCAUCACGUACAUCUUACUGAGCGGUGCUUCCCCAUUUCUGGGCGAGUCUAAACAAGAGACGAUGGCAAACAUUUCUGCUGUGAGCUACGAAUUUGAUGAGGAAUUCUUCAGCAGCACUAGUGAGCUGGCUAAGAGCUUCAUUAGACAGCUUUUGACUAAAGACACAAGAAAGAGGCUCACCAUAGAAGGUGCUCUCAACCACCCAUGGAUUAAGCCUAAGGACUCUAGACAAGCUUUGGUGCGCAGACUGUCUGUGGUCAACAUUGAGAAUUUUAGAAAACAGUACGCUCGCCGCAGGUGGAAGUUCUCCUUCAGGAUUGUAGCUCUGUGUAACCAUUUGACACGCAUGAUGAAGAAACCACGUGACAGUCCAAAACAGGUCCAAGAUGAGGUUUUUGUAAGGGACUGUGAGAGCGACCAGGAGGAGGAAGUAUUACAAAGGAGACCCAGGACCAGGAUGAGGAGCAGCACCUCCUGAAGCUCCACAGGUUCCUCCAGCACAGAACAACACAUUUGCAGUAGGCAAUAAGGCACCAGUCUCAAAUACACACUGAUGUGAAAGGGCCAGGAUGUGUCUUUUACAGAUGUCUACGUUUCCUUAAAGAAAGAGGAACUGAGCCAUGGUUAGUGUACAUAUGCCUUGGACACAUUAAAACAUACACUGAUGUAGAAUGAUUCAGUGAGUGCCAAUACUGUGAUAUUAAAAUAGUGUGUUUUUAAAGCUGUGCAAUCAGUUGAUUAAUGUAAGGGGAUAAGUUAGAUUUUUACAUGUGCUUAUAAAGCCUGUGAGUGCAACAUUAACAUGAAAAGUUCUUAAAGGGUCUUCAGUUCUCUGAAAUUCUCCCUUUUUUUAAGUGCUAUAACCUUCCAGUCUCCUGUUUUACAUGAUCCUGUUGUCUUAAUGUGCCAUGAUAUUUUGCGUAUGUGCUGUUUUAAGCCACAGCUGUCCUGUAACCUAGUAGUAAAGCUAAUUAAUAUUUAUAAUAGCAAAUAUUUGUAUACAAAUGUAAUGCACAUGUUUGUAUCAUGUAUGUAUGAAUGUACAUAUAAAUUAAACCUGAUGUAAGCUGGUGAGGUGACAGUCAGCCACAAGUGGGAAUAUUUUCUAAUACAUUUUAAAAUUGCAUUUUAAAGUUAAAGGUCAAUGAACAAGAUUUGUCAGCCGUGAUUUGAGAUGUUUUUUAAUAGUUUAUAUAGACUUGAAUUGUCUUAUAUUGAAUUGCUUUAAUGAAAAUGUUAUCCAUACUUUUGUAAUCAGGGCAAAAUUUGCUACCUCAGAAAACACUUUGAGGAAAAAUGGACACACUGGUAUAGACUUAUAGGGUAUUUCUGAAUCUGCCUUUUAAUUAUUUAGUUGUACUGAAAAAAGGUUGCCUCCACCCUUUACUAGUGCAGUAACGCUGGUGAACUGACGUAAUCUUUGUUGUUGUAACACCUGUUGUUUUUCCAUAAAGUAUAUUACACAUGCUGCAUAAAUGCUUGUUGCUUAAACACGCUGAUAUUCUGGGUAUGAGGUGCUAUAUGGUGUUUUCAGAGAUGAAGUGUAAUAUCUAAAGAAAGAGAAGGUUCCUCCAGUCUUCAUUCAACAAAAACAAGCAAACUCAUAAACUGCUUUAUCAGUACAGUAUCUCCCUGAUAUGACCUGGGAUUGGUGCUGUGUUUUUGCACUGUGUUAGGCAAGCAUAACUGAUUGCAUUUUAAAGACUAUUAUAUUCUUAGCAUACAUGGUCAAGCCUCAAACAUAUUUAAUUUCUUUGAAAUUAAGCUGUUAAAAAUUCUGGUGGGGUUGUUUCAGUGUAUUUGUAGGUUUAGCUAUGUUUUCUAAUAAACUCUUUGUCUUGUCCUGUCAGUUCAUUUUGCAAGUAGUGUGUGUAAAGUAAAACUAGUCUAGGACUAUUUCCCAAUCUAAAAUGCCACUAUUUUGUAAAAAGAGACCAAUAAAUGUGUAAUAUAUUUAUUACAUUUCUUGUUUGUUCACCUCAUUUAGUUAUUUAUCACUAUAAGCAAGCAAACCUUAGUUUACAAUAAUGCAGCUGAUUGUGUAGACGAUUAGUAAUACGGGAUGCCAGUACUUUGUUUACAUCGUCAGUGAUUCUUUUCUUUUGGCUGAUUUUUGCCUCACUGAUCAGAAGAUCAUGAGUUAUCACAAGACCAGUGUUGUUUUGGGCUCAUUUAAGCUGAAAGUAAUUAUGGACUACACUUGACUUGAAUCAAGUAAAUUAUAGUCUGUGAGCUAAUGUGGGAAAGAGAACCGUUUGUAUUAAGUGUAUUUCUUAUUUCUAUCCUUUGUUUAUGUCCAAAGUGGUGUAAUUUUGUUAAAUGAAAGGUGAAAAGGACAUCCUGACUUUUUAAAAUGCUUUGUGAUAGCUGUAACUGCAGGUGACAACCUGUUGCUUCCAACUGAUUAGAAAUAGUAUGAGAUAACAGUGACCCACACUGAGCAAACAAUGCGUUGUGUUUAAUAUCAUUCAGUUUCAUUCCUUGUGAAUAAUGAACUAAAUCUUUCUUUGUAAUUUAAUUGGCUUCAUUAUGAUUUAAACUAAUACAGAGUAAAUUAGAGAGGGUUGUAAAAUGUGCCAUUUAUCUGCUGGUGCUGAAAGGAUCAGACCUUAGCAUAGCGCCUUGGACAGAAUUUACACAGAACUGUUCAACCAAUUCAACCGGUUCAUGAAAUAUUCUUAGGAACUGGUUUUAGAAAGCUGGACCUAGAUCAAGAUAAAACUACAGCUUAUCCAAAGCCAGUGUGUUUGCCUGUAGUGACUGUACAGUAGUAACUAUGAGUCUAAUUCCAGUCGCUAAUAGCACUUACUCUAUGUAGCUGGGAGCAGAUCAUUUCAGAUUUUUUUUUAACAGCAAGCUUGCUAAGUGUAUGUGUGAUGGAAUGUUUGAUCACUGAUAAAACACAAUUAAAGCCAUUUGACUUGA
Molecule: messenger RNA, 7013 nt
Organism: Ictalurus furcatus (blue catfish)
Lineage: Eukaryota; Metazoa; Chordata; Actinopteri; Siluriformes; Ictaluridae
Gene: dapk2b
Product: death-associated protein kinase 2b
Exons: 11
Coding region: 3463-4566 (367 amino acids)
Biological process (GO): protein phosphorylation; positive regulation of apoptotic process; intracellular signal transduction
Cellular component (GO): cytoplasm; nucleus
Molecular function (GO): protein serine/threonine kinase activity; ATP binding
Source: RefSeq, a predicted model, not a curated record